AUGUCUCAACGCGAUAGGAGGGACUAUGAUCCUUCUGAACCAUCAACUAGUAGUGGGUAUCGUAAAACAGGAGCAUCUUCCUCUAGCAGGACACCUUAUUCAAGGUCUCAAGAAUCAACUGUUAGAGAAGGUUCUGAAUAUGAUGCUGGCCCAAGUUCAUCAUCUACAUAUUCAGAACAACAUGGCGCUGAACCAAUGGCAGUGGAUCCUGCUGGUGGGGAUAAUAAAUCAGUACAACAUGGGCGACGUUCGUUUCUGCAAACUACUUUUGUCACCAAACCAAGUAACUUAGUAACUAAGAAAGGAACGUCGGGAGAACAAAUAAUACUGCAAUCAAAUUACUUUAAGUUACUCACGUUGCCUAAUUGGUGCCUCUAUAAAUAUCGCGUUGAUUAUGAACCAGAAGAAGAGCGCACUGUAGUGCGUAAAGGUUUGUUGAAACUUCAUAAAGAAAAAGUCGGACCAUAUAUUUUUGAUGGUACCAUUUUAUAUACGACUGCUCGUCUACCAGAGAAAUUGGAGCUGGUAUCAGCUAGAAAAUCAGAUAAUGCACACAUCAAGAUAAGCAUACGCUUAGUAGGGGACGUGACGCAAGAUGAUCCGCAUUAUAUUCAAGUUUUUAACAUAAUAAUGAGGAAGUGUUUGGAACAUUUGAAAUUGCAGUUAGUGGGCCGAAAUUAUUACGACGCACGUAAUAAAAUCAGCAUAUACGAGUAUAAACUGGAAUUAUGGCCUGGCUAUAUCACAUCUAUUCAUCAGCAUGAAUAUAAUAUACUAAUGUGUUGCGAAGUGUCGCAUAAAGUAAUGCGGCAACAAACACUGUUGGAUAUAUUAGCCGAUUGUUACAGACACAACAGUCAUGACUUUAGGAGCGAGUUCUGCAGAAAUGUUAUUGGUAUCAUCGUACUUACGGACUAUAAUAAUAACACAUAUCGCAUUGAGGAUGUCGAUUGGAAUGCGAACCCUUCAUCGACAUUUCCUAAAAAAACAGGGGAAAAUGUCUCUUAUCGAGAAUAUUACUGGGAGAAAUAUAGAAUCAACAUAGUAGAUAUGACGCAACCAAUGUUGGUAACAAGAAAUAAACCUAAAGAACGAAAUGCAAACAAAGGAGAUCUUGUUUACCUGGUCCCCGAAUUGUGCCGUGCUACAGGAUUGACCGACAAUAUGAGAGAGAAUUUUUACCUCAUGAAAGCAUUAUCUACGCAUACCCGUGUUAAUCCGGAAGCCCGAAUUGCAAAAUUAAGAUCAUUCAAUGAAAGACUUCGUAAGGAACCGAAGGUCGUGGAAGAACUUAAAGACUGGAAGAUGACAUUGGAUACGAAUUUAGUGGAAGUUCCUGCUCGCAUAUUGCCUCCUGAGAAACUUCUAUUUGGUAGAAAUACAAUUAUUAAUAGCCAGUUAGGUGAUUGGUCAAGAAAUAUGCAACGGGCACCUUUAGCGCGUAGCAAGGAAUUGAGAAACUGGAUAUUGAUUGGUUGCGACCGGGAGAGACAAAAUAUAGAGCAAUUUGUAAGGAGAUUACUCGACGUGUCUCGAGGAAUAUCAUUUCGUGUUGAACAUCCACGGAUACAGUGGAUACGCGACGACAAGUCGAGCACGUACACUGAGAACCUCGAGUACGUUCUCAGCAAGUUCGUUCCUGAUUUGGUUUUUUGCGUGGUGAGCAAUAAUCGUGCCGAUCGGUACGUCGCUAUCAAGAAGAAAUGUUGCAUAGACAGACCUGUCCCGUCACAGGUCUUUUUGCAAAAGAACUUGUGCUCGAGGACAGUUAUGAGUAUUGCCACAAAAGUGGCGAUACAGAUGAACUGUAAAUUGGGCGGAGCCCCUUGGUAUAUAGAAAACCCCUUGAAAGGGUUAAUGACUAUUGGUUUUGAUAUAUGUCAUGAUGCUGCUACCAAGGGCAGAAAGUUUCUGGCCAUGGUGGCAACUGUCGAUCAAUCGUUGGCACAGUUCUACAGCUCCAUCACUCUGUACCAUAAUUACGAAGAGCUCGUGGAACAACUCUGCAUGGGUGUGAGCAAGGCCGUACAAGCUUAUCGCGCGAACAAUAAAGCUCUGCCGAUGUGUCUUCUGAUUUAUCGCGACGGUGUCAGCGAUGGGGAGGUACCGCAAGUAUACGAGAACGAAGUGGGAAACUUGAAAAAGAAGCUCGAAGAGCUGUACUACGGCCCGAAUUACAAGAUGUCAUUUAUUAUCGUGUCGAAAAGGAUCAACACGAAGUUGUUCUACAGGAGAAACAAUCCACCAGUUGGCACUGUCGUUGAUGAUAUUAUCACUAGCCCGUUCAAAUAUGACUUCUUCCUCGUGUCACAAGUAGUCAGGCAAGGCACCAUAUCGCCAACUUCAUACAGCGUGAUAUCGGACAAUUCCGGCUUAAAUCCAGAAGCGAUGCAAAGAAUCACCUAUAAAUUGACUCACCUGUAUUACAAUUGUUCAACCACCGUACGCGUGCCGGCGCCUUGCCAUUAUGCACAGAAGUUAUCAUUCUUAGUAGGGAAAUUCCUUCAUCGACCUCCGCACUCGCAGUUGGAGAAUCAACUGUUCUUUUUGUAAUUUUUUUCUUUUUUUCAUUACCAAUGUGAUAAUUGAUUAAAGCUGGCCUUUCGGUCGCUGACAGUCUAAAGUCGGUCGGAGUCGCUGGAAUUGGAAGUGGGCCGACUCGAACGACUGCGACUACCAGAUAACCCUGCGACCACGUUAAAGGCCCAGCAUAUGACGAUUACUGAUAAUUUCAGUUUACACGGCCUAAAUGUUAGACGCGUUUAUUUUUCUUGUAAGAUUUAGCUUGAAUUACUCGAAGAGGAAUUCUGACUGUUUUUAUAAAAGAUAAUUUAGAUUUCGUUGGUAUUAUAAA
This is a messenger RNA of Dinoponera quadriceps, 2854 nucleotides long. RefSeq names its product protein aubergine-like. The coding region runs from base 1 to 2553 and encodes 850 amino acids. NCBI's taxonomy places the organism in Eukaryota, Metazoa, Arthropoda, Insecta, Hymenoptera, Formicidae. Gene Ontology annotation, cellular component: P granule. Gene Ontology annotation, molecular function: piRNA binding; protein binding. The transcript is spliced from 10 exons. The record is from RefSeq and is a predicted model, not a curated record. Gene Ontology annotation, biological process: regulatory ncRNA-mediated gene silencing.